CUGACCAAAAUUGUUGUUGCUCAGGUGUAUCUUUUACUUAGCACCAUCAAAGAGGAUAAGGAUCGCGCAAAGUGGGAGCUUCAAGUUGAACAACUAAAAAAGCUCAUCGAUGAAAACGCCGACGCCAUACUAUCCACAAAUUUCCUCACAUUCAUGGAUAUCCUCUCUCGGCCAGACAUCGAAGCCCACGCAGACCUUACCCCUCAAUUUGUGGCUCUCAUCGUUGAUCGAUUUCUCCAAUACCACCCUCCUAAUUUCAAUGCUUCUUCCCGCCGAGAUCUACAAACCCACGCUAUGCAGCGAUAUCUCACAGUAGACCAGACUCCACCCUCCGAGAUCCUCGCCGUCUUCGACAUAACUCGAGUUUUGGCAGAUCGGCCUAGCAACGCGCUGGCGCGGUACAUUCAAAAGAUCGGCUCCGAUUUUGUUCGUGAUGAGGAUACUUGCACAGCUUAUUUGCAAAAAGGUCCGAAUGAUAUCAACGCGGAACAAGUGUCUUCAGCCUUGACCUUUGUCACAAUUAGCCGGGCACAACCGUAUGAUCCCAGCAUUCUCGUCCAAAGUUUGCUUCGCCUCGUCUCGCCAUCGUUUGAUUGGACGAGUGUGGUUUUAUUGUUUGAUCAACCAUCUGCUCGAAUCUCAUCUACCCAAUUCCUCAGACUCUACAAGGCUUUGCUUCCUAUCGCCGAGGACCCGAGCAAGAACUUCGAUAUUCAACGACUGUGGGGAGGUGCGUGGAACGAGCCUGAAACUCAGCUAUCAUUUGUUUGUGCCUAUGCGUCUCUCAGCCCCGAAGAGUUGGAUGCAACUACGAUCCCAGGUCUCCAUCGAAGUAUCACCCUAGAAGACUAUGCCGACUCUCCUGCUAAGGUUCAGGAACGAGCCGCCAUAGCAGUGAAGCAUCCUCUUGUUUCGGUCGCAGCUCUCUCAUCUAUCUUCAACGUUGCUCUCAACUCCGUUCAUGCGUCUCAAAGUGUCGAAGCAAAACGGCUUUUCCAAGAGGUCGUCGUUCCAAACCUAGAUAUUUUUCUUGUCUCGGCCUUCGAGGUUCCUAGACAAUCGUGGGCUUCUAUGGCUGUCGACACCUUAAGCUCACUAUUCGAGACCUUCCUCUACAAACGUUCUCCGGAAUACGAUUUCGUGCUGGACAGUUUAUGGAGAAAGGAUAAGGAAUGGGUUAUACAACGGCUUAUUGAUGCACAUGCUGUGAAGCCUGUGGAUCUUCCUCUUGUCUUCGAGCACGCCGUCAAGCACAACUGGCUGGAUGAGCUCGUUUAUCUGCCCAAUGGUUUCGGUAUCGAUUUGGCAGCGCUCGCUCACGCCGAAGAGUACCUCGAUCUCGGCAAGUGGGCUCGUUUCAAUGCUGAGAGAAGUAAUGAGAUGUCCAGGACCCUACUCCAAUUCUUAAUGAUCAAAGCGAACCUUGAGAUUCAAUAUCAACGUCCACCCGAAGGCCAAAUCCAGGUUAAGACAAGCACCACUCUGCAAGUUCGAACUGUUUCCUCGCUUCUCCAAAUCCUGGAGGAUUUCCUUCCAAAGGCCCCGGUGCAGGAUCUCAUUCUAGUCCAACGCCACUGUAUCACAGCAUACCCUCGUCUUAUAAAUUAUGGCGAAGGCUAUGAUGACAUCGUUGAUGCUAAUGGCAGCGAAGGUAAUGCAUUGCCCCCAGCUGCCAACAGCAAAAUGGAGGAGCAUUAUAAGAAGAUGUACGGCGAUGAGCUUCAGGUACGCCACAUUGUUGACAUCCUAGACACUUAUAAGCACUCCCGCGAUCCAUUAGACCAGGAUGUCUUUGCCUGCAUGAUUCAUGGUCUGUUUGAUGAGUAUAACCAUUAUGUGGACUAUCCCUUGGAGGCUCUUGCCACAACAGCCGUACUCUUCGGUGGUAUCAUAUCGCACAAAUUGAUAUCGGACCUACCCCUUAAGAUUGGAUUGGGCAUGAUCCUGGAAGCCGUGAGAGAUCAUCUUCCCGAAGACCCGAUGUACAAAUUUGGUCUACAGGCAUUGAUGCAACUAUUCGUGCGAUUCCGAGAAUGGCCCGGGUUCUGCCAACAACUCAUCCAAAUUCCAGGCCUUCAGGGAACAGAUGCGUACAACAAGGCCGAAGAAGUGGUUCGCGAUCAUGAGGAGGAAGUUAGCCGAGGACACAACGGCACCGCUACCCCUCGAGGCGCCGGAUUUCCAAGCGAGCCCUUACUUAAUGGUAAUAACGAUACUUCCACAGCUCUGGAUCGCCAAUCGCCCGCAUUUAAUUCCCUAUAUGUCGAGCCUAUUCCCCCGGGAGCAGAUUUCGAAGAUCCAGGGGAGGAGGCGCAAGAUAAGAUUCAGUUUGUGCUGAAUAAUAUCACCGAAUCCACGAUACAGGCAAUGUGCAGUGAACUCAGGGAUAUGCUUGAGAAGAGGCAUCAACAAUGGUUCGCUAGUCAUCUUGUUGAAGAGCGAGCCAAAAUGCAACCCAACUAUCACCAUGUCUACCUAGAGCUUAUCAAGCUUUUCCAGGAUUCCUCGCUCUGGUCGGAGGUACUAAGGGAGACUUUUGUUAGUGUUGCACGCCUUCUUAACUCCGAUGCUACGAUUUCCAAUUCUACAGAGAGAACCCAUCUUAAGAAUCUUGGAGGUUGGCUCGGCCUCCUUACUCUGGCGCGCGACCGGCCAAUCAAACAUAAGAACAUAGCCUUCAAGCAACUCCUGAUGGAAGCGCACGAUACCAAGAGGCUGAUUGUCGUAAUACCUUUUGUUUGCAAGGUUCUUAUCCAAGGUGCAACCUCUCCAGUGUUCCGGCCGCCCAAUCCCUGGCUUAUGGAUAUUAUCCACCUUCUCAUCGAUCUGUACCAUCACGCGGAACUCAAGCUGAACCUCAAGUUCGAAAUUGAAGUGCUUUGCAAGGGCUUGAAUCUGGACCACAAGAGUAUUGAGCCGUCCGGCGAGAUCCUCAACAGGCCAUCGUUGGAGGAGCCUGCAGAUAUUAUUCCACCCGAACAGGUUGAUGCCUUUGAGAAUUUGUCCCUCAAUGGUCUGAGUUCCACCGUCCCAAGCGGGUUACAAACCCAGUCGGUGAAUAUCCCAGAUCUUGGGCCUUUGAUAACCGUUCCUCCUGCCAACGAGAUGGUCAUUAGCACCAAUCGCCUCCACGAAAUAGUGUUAUCCGCACUUUCCCGGGCUCUUCACGAUAUCAUUCAGCCAGUGGUUGAUCGAUCCGUCACGAUAGCUGCGAUUUCUACCAUCCAGAUGAUCCGAAAGGAUUUUGUGACUGAGCCAGACGAAAAUCGCGUGCGAACCUCAGCAAUUAACAUGGUUAAGGCAACGGCUGGAAGUCUUGCCCUUGUUACGUCCAAGGAACCUCUUCGGGCCAACCUGACGAACUACAUUCGCAACAUGGCUAACGACCUCCCGUCAGGUCUUCCCGAGGGAACAAUAAUCAUGUGUGUGAACUCAAAUAUUGACUUGGCCUGCAAUAUCAUAGAAAAGCAAGCCGAAGACAGGGCUGUUCCAGAGAUCGAAGACAUGAUUGAGAGAGAUCUUGAGAGCCGUAGACGCCAUCGUGCCACUCGCCCCGAUGAGCCAUAUUACGACAGCAACGCAAGCAGGUGGUCCAUGACAAUCCCCAACCCUUAUAAGUUAAGUCCAAACCUGAAGGGCUUAAAUGCUGAACAGAUGGCGAUCUACGAAGAAUUUGGUCGUCAGCCUCGCAGCAUUGCUAACGCCGCUCCAUCGCAUGCUCCAUCUACCUCGGACGCCACCCGAUCUCUUGCCAAUGAAGUUCUCCAGGAACAGUACAGUACUAUCCCAACCAUACCUACACCGGCAGAGACACCGGCAGUGCAGCACAUCGGGAACCAAUUGCAACCCUAUCCACAUGUUCACUCGGGUGGAUCAAACAGUAUCCCUAAUAGUCGCGCCCCAGCGUAUCAUAUGGAGAUGCGUGUAUUGGUGGAACGAUUGACAAAACUUCUUCAAGAGCUUCUACGCGUAUCCGGUGAGGCUCGGGAAGAUCACUUUCUGGGUCUUCCUCGGCCCCAUCCAGUUCUGGAUGUUGUCGAUGCUCUUGUUCAACUGAUCAUCAAGGCAUCCCAAAGCUCUGAGGAAUUUGUCAUGUAUGCUGUUGAACAGAUCAGCGGGCUUAUUUUCCAACAAGUCGAGGAUAAUCUGUCACUCGAGAGCCUGGUACAUGUGCUUGAGACAGUCAGGAAGAUUUCCGGUCCUACCGUCAAUACUCGCGUCCGUGCGUUGUUCAGCCAACAACCUGGCCAUACUUACCUCAACCUGCCAUUACUUGCAGCGCUGAUACGCACUGACUUGAUCGAUUGGAAAAUCGUUGACCAGACUUUGUCGAGGGCCUUAGACGCGCGCAAGGAGGGCUCACUAGAAUUUUUGGAACAUGUCCUGGACCUUGCUCUCCUCAACAACCGCCCGAUCGCGCUCUUCACCGACUUCGUUCGAACCCUUGAAGCAGGAUGGACUUGGAUCUCUGAGGAUCCUACCUCGGGCCCCGGUCAGCGACUGAAGACGAAACUUAUCGGCCCGGGAGUAUCUCAGCCUCCUGAGGGCGAGGAUCCAGCUGCAUAUCGACGCGACCAAAUGGAGUACGUAUUUGAGGAAUGGGUGUAUCUCUGCAACAAUUAUAAUGCUUCAGGAAAGGCUACCCACAUCUUCAUCCAGCAGAUGUGCGCAAAGCAGGUCAUCCGUGACACAGACGAUUUCUUCCAGUUUAUCCGCAUCGCUAUCGAUAUGUCGGUGGAUCGCUUCGAGCAAAUGCUGCAUAAUGGCAACGUUGCGGAUGCCUAUACGAUGGUGGAUGCUCUUGCCACAAUGAUCAGUAUCUUUAUCAGCGCAUUCCAAGAAGCUCCAUCAAGGACAAGCUUCGUGGACUCGGUUCUGGCACUGAUUGGCCUUGUGCUCAACCAUCACCAGGUGACACGCGGCGAUCAAAUGAACCAGCGUGUCUUCUUCCGCUUAUUCUCGAUGCUCCUACAUCAAUUGCUUACUAUUACGGAAGAAGUGUCAGACGACGAACGCAGGCAGAUACUCCUCAAGUUUGCGGCCAGGUUUGCUGGAUUGGGACCAAUAAGAAUCCCAAGCUUCACUUAUGGCUGGCUUUUGCUCAUUCAACACCGAGCAUUCCUCCCCACGAUUCUGCAGAUGCCGGACAACGAGGGCUGGACGCCUUUUGCCAAUCUCUUGGUCCAGUUGCUGGAAUGCCUCGGUGAACAACUCAAGGCGGUUACUGUUUCGCCCGUGGCAAAGGACAUUUACCGGGCGACAUUCAAGCUUCUUGUCAUUCUACAGCACGAUUUCCCAGAAUUUCUCAGUGCAAACCACAUCAAGCUGUGCGCCAGUAUCCCUCCGCACUGCACCCAGUUGAUCAACACGAUUCUCGCAGCCAACCCUCAGCAAGGUUUGAGUAAGAUGGACGAGGCAAGGGCGGCUCAUGACUCGGCAGAGGAAGCAACAGAUAUACUACGAGAAGUAGGCCUACUUGAUAUGAUCGACCAAGCUCUCGACAAAGGUCCUUCGGAAGACGUCGUCGCACAAAUUACCCACACAAUAACGUCCGGCAACGGACAAGACACAAGCUAUGGGUACCUUCCCGUCACGGUCAAUGCACGUGUAGUCGGCGCAGUGGUCAUGCAUAUCGGCCAACAUGCUGCUGACCGCCUCCCAAGGGCAGGUGGUACGCCGAGCUUCCAGGGUGGAGAGCCUGAAGUAGCGAUGCUUUCUUUGCUGGUUCACGAGGUUCCAGCAGUUGCGCGAUAUUAUCUUCUUGCAAACGUUGCCAAUCAUCUCCGGUACCCGAGCGCCUCUACCGACUUCUUCAGCUCGGCCCUCCUUCAUAUCUUUAGCAAGGACAUGGAUGAUCCUGAAGAGACGGAGAUUCGACAAGACAUUACGCGAAUCCUGUUGGAACGGCUUUCAGGGUUCUGGCCACAGCCAUGGGGGCUCAUGUAUACGGUACUUGAGCUUCUCAAAAACGAGAAGUACCAAUUCUUUGACUUGCCGUUCAUCAAGGCCGAUCAAGAGGUCACCGAACGAUUCGUUUCUAUUUUGCAGCGGGGUUAG
This is a messenger RNA of Clonostachys rhizophaga, 6057 nucleotides long. Lineage: Eukaryota; Fungi; Ascomycota; Sordariomycetes; Hypocreales; Bionectriaceae. The record is from the annotation of a GenBank genome assembly.